AGUCCACUCAAUUUUUUCCCUUUGAACUUCCAUUACCGGAUAACUACAUUCCUCAUCCUCACAAAUGUCCCUCGAGAUUUUUUGUUAAUUUAUAGAUCAGGUAAUGAACCAAACGCGACUCAAUUUGAGGAAGUCAGGUGUGACGGUUGCCAAUAAGUUCAUCAUUUCAGAGAUUUAACACCAGUAUCUUACUAGCUAGCUUUGCUAUCACAAUCAGACAACUACAGACAUAUCCAAAUUAUGAUGGAUCUAACAAUGUUCAUCAACAAGUAUUUCUCGUCAACUAGAAUUGCGGUCUUAUUAGCUUUAUUAUCUUUUUUCUAUUAUUUAUGGAUCACAGUUAUAAGGUCGUCGAGGAAUACGAAACCAUCAUCAGUAUCACCACCUGAAGUUGCAGGGGCAUGGCCUGUAUUAGGUCAUCUUCUUCAGCUAGUAGGGUCGAGACCUCUAUUCAAAGUUCUUGCAGAGAUGUCUGACAACUAUGGACCUAUCUUCAUGGUCCGGAUUGGAAUGCAUCCAACUCUUGUUGUAAGCAGUUGGGAGAUGGCUAAAGAGUGCUUCACUACCAACGACAGGUUCCUCGCUGGCCGCCCAUCGGGUGCUUCCAACAAGUACCUCACUUUUGGACUGCUUGCUUUUACCACGUACGGCCCUUACUGGCGAGAGAUCCGUAAGAUCUCUACCCUUCAUCUACUCUCACAUAGGUGUGUCGAGCUUUUCAAGCAUGUUCCUUACUUGGAGACCGGCAACUGCAUGAAACACUUGUACCGGUGCUGGAUGAAAGGCCAAAACCAAAAUGACACAGCAAAGGGUUCUGUUAAAGUCGACAUGAGCCAGGUAUUAGGAGAGCUAGGCUUGAAUGUGGUGUUGAAGUUAGUUGCUGGAAAAACAAUUUUUUUCAAGAACUGCAACAAUCAUGAAUAUGACUCCAAGGAUGGUGACGAUGGUCAUAACAAAGAGGAAGAAGAAGGUCAAAAGCUCCAUAAAACCAUCAUAGAAUUCUUCGAACUAAUAGGAGCUUUGGUCGCAUCUGAUGCUCUUCCAUUUCUUGGGUGGCUGGAUGUGGAUGGAAAAAAGAAACGCAUGAAAAGGGUAGCCAAGGAUAUUAAUUUCAUUGUUCCGAAGUGGCUGGAAGAGCAUCAGCACCAAAGAGGACGAGCAGCGGUAUCAAACUCAGCAGCAGGAGGCAGCAGUAAUCAUGAUGAUGCGAAAGAUUUCAUGGAUGUGUUGAUAUCGGUUCUUGAUGGGGAAAAUGAUGAUCUCUUCUUUGGUUACAGCCGUGACACUGUAAUCAAAGCCACGUCUCUGCAAAUGAUAGCAGCUGCCUCAGAUACCACGUCACUUACAUUGACAUGGGCUCUCGCACUGCUAAUCACUAAUCCUACCGUCUUAAGAAAGGCUCAGGAUGAGCUCGACACCAGAGUAGGCAAGGACAGAAACGUAGAGGAACGGGACAUCAAUGAUCUUGUCUACCUCCAAGCAAUUGUUAAGGAGACGCUCCGGAUGUAUUCUCCUGCCCCUCUCGGCGCAACCCACGAGGCAAUCAUGGACUGCAAUAUUGGUGGGUAUGAAGUUAAAGCAGGCACACGUGUGUUGGUCAACCUAUGGAAACUGCACCGUGAUCCUCGAGUGUGGACAAACCCGUCAGAGUUCAAGCCGGAGAGGUUUCUUCCACAACUCGAUGGUGGUUCUGGUGGUGAGGCGGCAAACUUGGACUUCAGAGGUCAAGACUAUGAGUAUCUGCCAUUUGGUUCAGGAAGAAGGAUGUGUCCAGGGCUUGACUUCGCCCUCCAAACAGUUCAUAUGGCGCUUGCUCGCCUGCUUCAUGCAUUCGAUUUCGACAAUGACUUGGCAGGACUAAUAGUAGACAUGACGGAAGGAUCAAGUGUAACCCUCCCCAAGUUGACCCCACUAGAGGUUUACCUCCGUCCACGCCUCCCAGCCCAACUUUACUAGAAGUAGUAGCCAGGAUGUAAGAUCACCUGAUCAAGUGUCUAAGAGAUUUAAGGCAAAUCUGUACUCAGCUUCCUAUUAUAAAUAUCAAAUUUUAUUAUGAAGUAAUAACCAACUAGAGAUAAAUUUUACUGUCCCUUGGAAUCUUUACCACCAUAA
Papaver somniferum (opium poppy) is the source of this 2112-nucleotide messenger RNA. RefSeq names its product cytochrome P450 CYP82D47-like. The record is from RefSeq and is a predicted model, not a curated record. Gene Ontology annotation, molecular function: monooxygenase activity; oxidoreductase activity, acting on paired donors, with incorporation or reduction of molecular oxygen; iron ion binding. NCBI's taxonomy places the organism in Eukaryota, Viridiplantae, Streptophyta, Magnoliopsida, Ranunculales, Papaveraceae. The coding region runs from base 241 to 1956 and encodes 571 amino acids. Gene Ontology annotation, biological process: defense response to other organism. The transcript has 2 exons.